AUGGAACCUUUGCGAAAAGGAGAACAUGAAGGAUUUCGGGAUUUUGUAAAUGCUCUCGAUAGUAGAUAUGAAAUUCCUGAUACAACAAUAUUGAAAAAGAAAUUACUGCCGGAAUAUUAUGAAAACGUGAAACAGAAGCUCGUCACAGCAUUAUCGAAAGCAGAACAUGUUAGUGUGACUACUGACUUAUGGACAUCAAUUGCAAAUGAAGGCAUCCUUUCAGUUACUUGUCAUUUCUUUCACAACGAAAAAUUAAUUGCACCAUUAUUGGAAGUUGUGAAGAUGGAAGGAAGUCAUAACGCAGAAAAUAUAGCCAGUAUGUUGGAUGCUACUCUCUCAAAAUGGGAUAUCAGGUCAAAAUGUGAAGCAAUAACGACUGAUAACGCUCAAACAAUGAUUAACGCCGCAGCCAAACUGCAUAUACGACAUAUACCCUGCUUUGCGCACACACUAAACCUGACGAUGAGUACUCUAGCUAGCGAUAAAUUACGGGCUAUUCAACGUGAAUUAAAUAAACCAGAACUGAAAGUGAUCCAGGAAGUACCCACCCGCUAG
This is a messenger RNA of Parnassius apollo (apollo), 555 nucleotides long. The record is from the annotation of a GenBank genome assembly. NCBI's taxonomy places the organism in Eukaryota, Metazoa, Arthropoda, Insecta, Lepidoptera, Papilionidae.